Messenger RNA from Desarmillaria tabescens, 1290 nucleotides. RefSeq lists its product as uncharacterized. Lineage: Eukaryota; Fungi; Basidiomycota; Agaricomycetes; Agaricales; Physalacriaceae. The coding region runs from base 46 to 1251 and encodes 401 amino acids. The transcript has 4 exons. The record is from RefSeq and is a predicted model, not a curated record.
UGUCCUUGCUGUCUUCGAUCAUCACAGUCAGUGGUCACUGCCACUAUGUUGCCACAAGAGCUUGUAGAUCUGAUCAUUGACAACCUUCACGGAGAUAUACCCUCAUUACAAUCCUGCGCGCUCACUUCCAGAGCUUUUCUACCUUCGAGUCAGAAAGCCAUUUUUUCUUGCGUCCAUGUCUCUUCCAGUCCUCCAUCUUCGCUCCGUGGGCAUUCCUUCGACAAUUUACAUGCUCUACUGUCAGCCUCCCCGCAUAUUGCUCCCCUCAUCACCUCCUUCGAACUAAGCCUUCAUUAUGACAGCACAGAAAGCGAAUUCGAGAAGAUUCCUCUGUUUCUGCCUCUCUUAUGCAACGUCCAUCGAUUUUUCCUUCUCUCAGCGACCAAUUUGAUAUUUAGUUGGAAUGGGUCCCUCCCGGUUCGCGUUCAAGAUUCUCUCGUCGCGUUCUGGCAUACUUCCAAGAUCAUCGACCUCCAAAUAGAGGCGAUGGGGCAUAUGGCAUUCGAUGGAGACAGUCGUCUGAGAAUGGAUAGAUGGGGCUCAUUAAAGCAUUUGUCUAUUCUUUGGUCCACCCCCGAGCGACUUUGGGAGAGGAAUGACUUGGACCCUGCCCCCCUUUGUUCGCCACGGUUGGAAUCUCUUACUGUUGGGCAUUUCAAUCUCGAUCCAGUCAAGAAUUCUCAGUAUGCUGGUCUUGAUAUCAGCUUCGUGCGACGAUUUUCUGCCACCCUGGGGAACGAGGACGACGUCCCUGAUGUCCAGUAUCUCUUGACUCAAUUUCGAGACACGCUUGAAUACCUUGAUUUUCAGAUAACACUCCAUUUGACUGCUAUAGAAUUUCAGGAGAGAUACAACUACUUUGACUUGUAUCUAUGUCGUAACCUACGGGUGGUGCAUAUUGGGAUUGAUACGCCUCAAGAUCUUUUCCCCUUCGCGCGCCUGAGCCCUUCCGUGCAGGAGAUUACUGUCGAAGUAUCUUUCAAAUCGCAGAUGUACUCAGAAAGUUGCUGCAAGUGGUCCGUGAUAGAUUCUUCCAUUGGGGAGCAGGAUCUACCCUCGCUGCUCUCGGUCAAACUGGACAUCCACGUUUCCAGAAACUCAAGUUGUAGCCUUACCAUCUGCAACUGUGGUGCUGAUGAUAGUGUUGACGUCUGGGAGGUAACACGAAAUAUGCCAAUUUUACACAGCAAAGGAAUUUUGAAAGUCGAUAGGAAGCCUAAACGCACGGUUUGGGGUACUAUAUAUUCCUAGUACGAAUAAUUCUGUGUCAUGUCAUAGAGCCAAGCAAGU